Medicago truncatula (barrel medic) is the source of this 1755-nucleotide messenger RNA. Its product is annotated as wall-associated receptor kinase 3. Gene Ontology annotation, biological process: cell surface receptor signaling pathway; protein phosphorylation. Gene Ontology annotation, cellular component: plasma membrane. The transcript has 3 exons. The record is from RefSeq and is a predicted model, not a curated record. Lineage: Eukaryota; Viridiplantae; Streptophyta; Magnoliopsida; Fabales; Fabaceae. Gene Ontology annotation, molecular function: protein serine/threonine kinase activity; ATP binding; calcium ion binding. Bases 1 to 1755 code for a protein of 584 amino acids.
AUGACACAUUUUCACCUCUCUCCCACUCGAAACAAGUUGGUAGCAGUUGGCUGUGAUACAUCUGGAAUACUCGGAGUAAUUGAUUCUGAAGGAAACAACUACACCUCUGGAUGUUUGGCUUGGUGCAACAGGCACGCUGAUCUCGUUGCCAAUGAGUCUUGUUCUGGUCCUGGUUGUUGCCAGAUUUCGGUACCCCAAGGUCGUGUGUUAACGGAAGUAUUCUAUUUUCCUCUUAGCUCGUCGAGUCACUCAGCAGUAUAUGACUUCAAUCCGUGUGGUUAUGUUUUUAUUGUUGAAAAUGGAGACUACAUUUUCGCAACCACAGACCUCCCCAAGCUAAAGAAGAAGAACUUUCCUGUGUUGUUGGACUGGGCAGUAGGAAACCAAACCUGUCAGCAAGCUCAGAAGGAUCUUUCAAGUAAGUAUGCUUGUAAGGCAGACAGAAGUAUAUGUUACGAUGCAGAAACCAUCAAAUCUGGUUACCUUUGCAAAUGCUUUGAUGGAUAUAGGGGAAAUCCUUACCUCAUUCAUGGUUGCGAAGAUAUUAAUGAAUGCACGGAGUCUAAUGACUGUGUUCAAGAGGCAACAUGCGACAAUCUUCCUGGAAGCUACCAUUGUUUAUGCCCGAAAGGACAUGAGGGAGACGGAAAGAUGAAUGGCACAAAAUGCAAUCCAAAAUCAAGGAAAGAUAUCAUCUAUAUCAUUGCAUUGAGUGUCUGCGUAGGCCUCGUAGCACUACUGGUUGGAAGCAAUUAUGCUUAUUUGGCAUUGAAACAAAGAAAGCUUGAUAAACUUAAAGAACAAUUUUUUCAACAAAAUGGUGGCUUACUGUUGCAACAAAAGAUAGGAAGGCAUGAAAGGUCAACCGAAACACCCAGAGUGUUCACUAUUGAGGAGCUAAAUGAAGCAACUAACAAUUUUGAUGAAGGAAAGAUUCUAGGCAAAGGUUCUCAGGGAACAGUUUACAAAGGAGUUUUACAAGAUAAAAGUAUUGUAGCAAUAAAAAAGUCCAAAAUCAAUGACCAAAACCAGAUUGAGCCAUUCAUCAAUGAAGUGGUCGUUCUUUCUCAAAUCAACCAUAGAAAUGUGGUAAGAAUUUUGGGUUGUUGUUUAGAGACAGAAGUUCCAUUGCUUGUUUAUGAAUUCAUUCCCAAUGGAACUGUUUACGAUCAUCUUCAUGAUCAAAACCAAUCUAUAAAGCUGACAUGGAAAACAAGGUUAAGAAUAGCAAAAGAAACUGCUGGAGUCCUGGCAUACUUACAUUCUGCUGCUUCUACUCCAAUCAUUCAUAGAGAUAUAAAAUCUACAAACAUCCUCCUCGAUGUCAAUCUCAUUGCAAAGGUUUCUGAUUUUGGAGCAUCAAAGAUUGUUCCUCUUGAUCACAGUCUGAUAACCACUCUAGUGCAAGGGACAUUGGGGUAUCUCGACCCAGAAUACUUGCAAACUAGCGUGUUAACGGAGAAGAGUGAUGUCUACAGCUUUGGGGUUGUCCUAGCAGAGCUACUGACAGGAAAGAAAGCACUAUGUUAUAGCAGACCAGUGGUAGAAAGAAGCCUUGCGAUGUACUUUGUUUCUUCAAUGAAAGAAGAUCGGUUAGUUCAUAUUCUGGACAGCAACAUCGAUGCGGGAAAUGUUGAGCAUCUAAAGGAAGUUGCCCUAAUUGCAGAAAGGUGUUUAAGGGUGAACAGUGAGGAAAGACCAUCCAUGAAAGAAGUGGCAAUGGAACUGGAAGGAAUAUUAGUUAUUGAAGAGUAG